CGGAAUGCUCGGUUCGCAUCACGCCACUAGUACACUCGCCAAAAAAUGUUAAAUUCUUAUUCAUUUUCUGCUUUUUCUUUUGUUUAUUUUUUUGGAUCCAAUCAAAUUAUUUUUCAAGAUUCCUCGAGUUAAUGAGCGCGAGUCUACUAGUGGCGCAUUAACUCAAGUUCCCUGUCAAUACAUCUUCACGGAUUAGGGAUUUGAUCUCUCUCUCCUCUCUCAUCAUACUAACCGAUAUUAGCAGCAGCGGCCAUGUCCGGCGAAUCAGCCUCUGCUAUCCCAAAAGGCCAAGUUGAUUUGCAGGAGUUCGUGGAUUGGUCUGGUGUGGAAUGCUUGAAUCAAAGCGGCAGCCACUCUCUUCCAAAUGCUCUCAAGCAGGGUUACAGAGAAGAUGAUGGUUUGCAUUUGGAAAGCGAUGCUGAUGAACAACUGUUGAUUUAUAUUCCUUUUACUCAAGUUAUUAAACUCCAUUCCUUUGUAAUAAGAGGACCAGAGGAAGAAGGCCCAAGAACUGUGAAGCUUUUUGCUAACAGGGAGCACAUGGGGUUCAGUAAUGUCAAUGAUUUCCCUCCGAGUGAUACAGCUGUUUUAUCUGAGGACAACUAUAAGGGAAAACCUGUGAUAGUCAAGUAUGUCAAGUUUCAAAAUGUCCGCAGCCUCACAAUUUUCAUUGAGGACAAUCAAUCAGGUUCUGAAAUUACUAAAGUUCAAAAGAUUGUUCUCCAUGGAACUACGGUGGAAACGACAGAUAUGAAAGGUCUAAAGAAGAUUGAGGACCACUAGUUUGAAACGAGCAAAGCGGAUUCUAAAUUUGUUGUAUUUUGGAACUUUGUUUUGUUUUUUAGCCAGGAGAAUUUGAGGAACCAAAAUAUUUUCAGUGAUUAUUUUAAAUCUUUUUAGUUUAUAAAUUUUUAGUUUUUUCUAUCUUUUGAACUCUUGGCAGAUUCCAAGCCUAGAUGUGAGGUUUGGUAGUGGAGUUUCGAAGAUAUGUUGAUUUAAAGUAUAAAAUGUUCUGACAAACAUUACAAAAUCAGUAAGUUAUUUGAGACCCCUACCUUAUGGAAAAGUGGAACCUCUAUAAAGUCUUAAAUAAAAUCUUUAACUUCUAAA
This is a messenger RNA of Striga asiatica, 1110 nucleotides long. The record is from the annotation of a GenBank genome assembly. NCBI's taxonomy places the organism in Eukaryota, Viridiplantae, Streptophyta, Magnoliopsida, Lamiales, Orobanchaceae.